AUGUGCGGGCUCGGCGUUCGCAUGAGCCCCAAGGCAACGAUUUUCAGCACGAGCGAGGCGGCGUGCGACGUGUACGAUGCGGGCGACGACGCCGGCGAGUGCACGUGGGCGUCGCUGCCGCCCGAGCUGCUGCGCGACGUGAUCGCACGCGUGGAGGCGAGCGACAGCUCGUGGCCCGGCCGGCGCAGCGUCGUUGCGUGCGCGGGUGUCUGCCGCUCUUGGCGGGAGCUUACCCGGGAGCUGCGGCAAUCGCAGGGGUCAUACGAGCCGUCGGGGCAAAUAACGAUCUCCGACGAGCUGAGGAAGCCCCGGCCGGGGCCGGCACGUUCGCGCAUCCACCAUCCCCACUUUCUCCCAUCCCCUCUUUCCCGCUUCCCCAUUUCCCCCCUUCCUCCCCUUCCGCGCAUCCCGCCCUUCCCCCGAUCCCACCUUCCGCCCAUUUCUGCCCGAGACAGCGAGCUGCUGCAAUCCCAGGGCUCGUACGAGUCGUCUGGGCAAAUAACCUUUCCCGACGAGUUAAGAACGCCAGGGCCGCGCGACCGCUGCGUGGAGUGCUUCAUUCGCCGCUCGCGCAAGACCGGCACGUUCACGCUGUUUCUGGGCGUGCCGCCGAAUUCGACGGAGAACGGCAAGUUCCUGCUCGCGGCGCGCAAGUGCGGCUGGCGGCCGUCAAGCUGCAUCGGCAGCCCCUUCCCCGGAAGCAGCGCGCACAGCUGCGGGGGAGGCGCAGGUGGGGGAAGCAGCGGGGGGAUUGGCGGGGGAAGCGGCGGGGGGAGCGGGGGAAGCGGGGGGAGUAGCGGGCCGGUGGUGUCUGUAGCAUAUGCGCUGAACGUGCUGGGGGUGCGCGGACCUAGGCGCAUUCUCUGCACUCUUCACCAGGUCCCCGCGGGCGCGGCGGUCACUGGCGGAGGGGGAAGCGGGGCGGCAGGCGCGGGGCGAGGCGCGGGAGGGAAGGCGGGGAGAGGAACGGGGGAGGAAGCGGGGGGGGGAAGGGGGGAGGGGAGGUCGUUGGCAAGGGGGACAAGUGGGGGGAGUGGGCGGGGAUGGGGGGACGCUUCCGCGGUAGCGGAGGCAGCGGGGGAGGCAGCGGCGGAGGGGGCCAGGCGGGCAGCUGCAGCGGCAGCUGAUGUUGCUGGCACCGCCGCCGCUGCUUUAGGCUUAGAUCCCGUUACAGGCACGUCCGAUACAGGCACGUUACGAAGCCCGCGUCCUGCCACCCUUCCUCCCGUUACAACCUCUGAUAGAAGCUCCGUUUCAACUCCUCCCGUUACAGUUCCCCCUAGCACCCCUCCCCCUGCUACCCCUUCCCCCGCAACUGCUGCCGUCCUAGCCGCUGGUGCUGCCGCUGCUGCCGCCACCUCCCCGCUCCUCUCCUCCCUCUUCCAUUCCAACCGCUAUAGUCACACUCGCUACAGUAACCACUCGUGCGAUCUCCCAGAGGAACAAAAAUCGGAUGAGCAAGCACCUGGCCAAUCCCAGCCUCCCACGUUUACCUCCUCUUUCACCCCUUCCCCGCUUCCCCGCCCCUCCUGGCCCUCAUCCCCCGCUUCUUCCCCCUCCGCCGCCCACCCUGCUGGCGCAACCUCCGCCCCGCCCCACUUCCCCGCCCCUUCCGCCCUCCACUCCCCCGCUUCCCCCCCUGACGUGCUAAUUGCCCCCACAGGCUCCUCCGCUUCUCCCUCCCCUUCCGCUUCCGCCUCAGCCGCUCCCCCCUGCCCCGCUUCCGCCUUCCCCCCUUGCUCGAAGCUUCCCUCUUCCGCGCUGUCUUCCGCCUCCCCCGCCGCCCGUUCUUGCGCAUACAGGCUCAGUGGGGGGAAGGGGGAGGCGGGGGGGAUUGUGAAGAGUGGGGAAGAGAUGAGCGCAGGAAACGGAGUGGUGGGGCGCAGUGGAAAGGAGAGUGAUGAGCAGCAGAGCGGUCGGGAAGAAGGAAGUCAAGCAGAGGGCAGGUGGGAGAAGAGGAAUCAAGAGGAAAGCAGUCCAGAGGACGGGAGUUUAGAGGAGGGGAAUCGGCAGGAGGGGUGUGGGCAUUGGCGGACAGACGGUGCGUGUGAGCAGCAGGAGAGCAGUGGAGAGAGGAGGAGUGAGCAGGCGGGCCAGCAGCAGGGCUGGUUGCAAGGCGGAGCGCCUCUAGAGCCCAUGGUGUUGCGGAACAAGCCACCCAGAUGGCACGAGCAGCUGCAGUGUUGGUGCCUUAACUUCCGAGGGCGAGUCACAGUCGCUUCGGUGAAGAAUUUCCAGCUGAUAGAAGGAGGCGGGCCGGGCAACGACUCUGAUAAGCCGGUGUUGCUGCAGUUUGGCAAGAUCGGGAAAGAUACGUUCACCAUGGAUUACAGAUACCCUCUUACAGCGUUCCAGGCGUUUGCCAUCUGCCUGAGCAGCUUUGAUACCAAAGUGGCAGUCCAGUUUUCCUCCACUCCCGCUUUAUCCAUGGCCACGUCAGCAUCCGCGGCGCCGGAGGCAUGGCUGCAGAAUCAGCUCCUAGCGAUGCGCGACGCGCUGCCGUUCCUGGAUUCUGACAUGGUGUCAGGCUUAGUCAGCUACUGCCCUAAUGCCUCCGAUGCUGACGUGGCAGAGUAUCUUUCAAAUAUCGUCGGCGAAUCGGAUCAGUCCAUGGCCGUAGUUUCCGGGUAUCUGGAACGAAGACGUCAGAUGAAGCAGGGCGGCUCGCCGUCUCAGCCGCCGCAAAAUCCUCCGCGAAACGCUCGAGGAAAGCAGCAGCACCGGCAGCAGCAGCAGCAGCAGCAACAACAACAAGCGCAGGAUUAUAGUCACACCAAAUACAGUCACGAGAACCCUAACAUCGAGGUCUACGUGAAGCCCAAGUUCGACGAAGCUUCCGGAUCUGUCUCCGCGCCCUCGCGCAGGACCGGCGCAGGGGGAGGGUUGGGGGAAGGGGGAAGCGCAGGGGGCGCGGGGGCUCCGGAAGGUGCGGCAGCGAGCGGUGCUGCUGGCGGAAAGGUUGGCGGAAGGACUGGCGGAGGGGUUGGCGGAGGGGCAGGAGGAAGCGCGAGCGGGGGGAAAUCCGCGGGCGGAAGGAAGCGGAGGGGCGGAUUGGCGGUGGGGUUGGCGGAUCUAGAGCAAGGGCGGGUGUUUAAGCAAGGCGCGCCGUGCGAGUGCCAGGCGGCCAUCCAUCACUUAGUUAACAACUGCUUAGCGUGUGGCAAGAUCGUGUGCGAGCAGGAGGGCGAAGGGCCGUGUAAGUUCUGCGGCUUUUUGGUGCUUAGAGGGUCUGAUAGUAUGGGGGAUGCGGCUCCAGGGGUGGGAAUGGAGGGGGAAUGGGAGGAAUGGGAUGAGGUGGGAGGAGUGGGAGGAGCAGCAACAGGGACAACGGAAGCUGAGGCGAAGGCUCUAGCGUUUAGGGAUAGACUGGUGGAGUAUAAUCGUACGUCGGCCCAACGGACGGUGGUGAUCGACGAUCAGAGUGAUUAUUUCAAAUCCAACGGGGCAGAUGGGGAUGGGGAUGCUUGGCUGACGAAUGAGGAGAGGGAGAUUUUGAGGAGGAGAGAGGAGGAGAGGGAGAGGGAGGAGGAGGAGAGGAGGAGGAGAGUGGUUGUUACGCUCGAUCUGAUUGGACGACGGGUUCUCGUGGCGGAUAGCGCUGGGGCUGACGUGGCAGGUGGUGGAGCUGACGCGGCAGGGUCUGCGGGAGCCAAAUCAGGGCAGGAAGGUUCUGAGGAGCAGACAAAGGGUGCAAGUAGGGGGGCGAACGGGAAACCAGGGGGAGGUAGAACUGGUGUAGGCAGUAUCUUCCUGAUGAGAGGUCAAGGAGGCCAAGGAGACAAGGAGCAAGGAGAGAGGGAGCAGAUCCCUACAGUGAAGCAGGAAGUGGUUUCAGGGAUAAAAGUGCUUAUAAAGGGGGAAGGUGGCGGAGGGGGAGGUUCGGCAGCGGGUGGUUCGGGCCGAACCCAGCUCAUGCCGAGCCCAAACCUUCCAAUUGCAGCUCCGGUGUUUGUUAAACCAAGCAGUACUAAUAGCAGUACCAAUGGUGCUGGUGCUGGUGGUGCUGGUGCUGGUGGUGCUAGUACAACUGAUGCUACUGGGCAGGGCAAGAAGGGGAGCAAGGGGAAGAAGGGGCAGCAGGAGCAGCACCAUGGGAAGGAACAGGAGAGUGACAGAAGGAGAGGUGCUUAUAAGGAGGGCAUGGCGAGGCUUCAGCAUGACUCCCCACUGAUGGAAGCAAUGAGAGAGAUAGAGGAGGAGGUGGGGGGGAGGAGUGGGUGGGGCGGGAACAGAAGGAUUGAUAAGGAGAGGGGUUCGAGAGGAGGUGGGAUGGGGAGUCACGGAGUGGGGUAUAGAGGGGUAUCAGUAGGUGAAGGGGGGGGUAGGGGAGGGAUUGGGAGAGGGGCGGCAGGAGGGGGAUUGGAUUCUCGGGAGAAUCGAGAUAGGGAUGGCCCGUGUGGUAUCCCUGCUGACCUGGCAGGGCUUGCUGACCUGGCAGACGAUGAAGCUGACGUGGAUGGGAGGUUUGACAUCUGUGUGCAGAUGGACCAGCAGGGAGGGUUGCUGAGAGGAGUGGGGGGGGUGAGGGGAGGGAGGGGGGUGAAAGCUGGGAUUGAUGGGGGGAGAGGGGGAGUGUUGCAGGAUGGGGUGGUGUUGCUUAAGGGAUGGCUUACAAGGGAGCAGCAGGUAAAUUAG
Messenger RNA from Closterium sp. NIES-65, 4635 nucleotides. Lineage: Eukaryota; Viridiplantae; Streptophyta; Zygnematophyceae; Desmidiales; Closteriaceae. The record is from the annotation of a GenBank genome assembly.